Molecule: messenger RNA, 2070 nt
Organism: Salvia splendens (bonfire salvia)
Lineage: Eukaryota; Viridiplantae; Streptophyta; Magnoliopsida; Lamiales; Lamiaceae
Product: probable serine/threonine-protein kinase PBL23
Exons: 10
Coding region: 319-1887 (522 amino acids)
Biological process (GO): protein phosphorylation
Molecular function (GO): protein kinase activity; ATP binding
Source: RefSeq, a predicted model, not a curated record
GAAAAUGCGAUCGUAAAUUCAGAAGCGUACGGAACAGUGAGCUCGACCGACUUCUGAGAAACCAAGACGCAAUUUUGGCUGUUUGAAGCUCAGAAAUCCUCCAAAAAUGGUGAAAUUCUUCGACGUGAUCUAUUUUGUCUCUCAUCAUUGGAGGCCUCCUCUUCCCUCCGCGCUGUAGUUCGAAUAUCCGCCGCAUAUUCACUCGGAUUAUGCUCCAAAUAUCUUCAUCCAAACCGAGUGGGUUAUUAUGUGGAGGUGGUUCCUGAUAAUUUCUUCGGAACAACACAUACACGUGCAAAGGAAGAACAUGUUUCUAAAAUGGUUGAUUUGUAUGUCAACAUGCUCCAGAAGAGUGCAGAAGAAUGUGAAGCAGAAGGGGUAGAUAUAGAAGUUAAAGUUACUGCUGGAACUCCCAUGAGGAAGGUUGUUAUGCAAGAAGUUGCAAUUUCUGAACCAACAUGGGUUAUACUUGAUAGGCACCUAAGAAGGGAUAUGAGGUUUUACCUCAGACACAUACCUUGCAAGGUUGCUAUGAUUCUUGAUAACUCGUCAGUGGAAGUUCUGAGAUCACAUUCCUCUAACAAAAAAAUUGAAUAUGUUGAAGAUAAGCUCUCCUACUCUCUAUCCAAGCAUGUGCCAGUUCUACCGAUGCAUGGUAAUGAAUACAGCGAGCAGUCCACCAUACCUUUCAGCUACCAUGGAUCUAUGUAUUCGAUAGAAAGCUCAGAGAUGGCAAAGAAUGGGGUGCCUUCAAUUGCGUCCACGUCGAAGAAGCAUAGCUCUUCCUCAAGAGAUGAUUUUGAGACAAACUCGAAUCCUAAGCUAGAGAAAUCAGGUGGCUCUGAUAAUGGCAACAAUGAAUACAACUUUCCUCCGCUGGUGAUACCACAGCAGUCACAGCCCACUUCACAGAAAUCCCCCAAUGGUCCUGCUAUGUGCGUGACUUGUGGUUUGUGCACGGAGCUUAUAUCUACGAGAUAUAGUUACGUGGAUAUACAGCUCGCAACAGAUGAUUUUUCAUCUGACAAUUUGCUAGGAGAAGGAGGAUAUGGUCCUGUAUAUCUAGGCAGGCUGAAAGAUGGCCAGCGUAUUGCAGCAAAGGUGCAAAGGGAAGCGAGUAUAGUCGGGCCUUCAGAAUUUAAUUCCGAAGUGUACAUCCUAAGCUUUGCACGUCAUAAGAAUAUUGUGAUGCUUCUUGGUCAUUGUUCCAAAGAAGACCGUAACAUCUUGGUUUAUGAGUACAUUUGCAAUAAAUCACUCAACUGGCAUUUAUUUGAAAAUACAGAGCGUGUUCUUGAAUGGCACCAGAGGUAUACUAUUGCCAUUGGAAUUGCCAAAGGGCUGCGCUUCCUGCAUGAGGAGUGCCGUGGAAGUCCAAUCAUCCAUCGGGAUGUUUGGCCAGGCAAUAUAAUGCUCACGCAUGACUUUGUUCCUAUGCUUGGGGACUUUGGGUUUGCAAAGUGGAAGAUGGAUGGGGAUGACGUACAGACGAGAAUUCUUGGCUCCCUUGGAUACCUUGCGCCAGAGUAUGCUGAGAACGGCAUUGUCUCUAUAAGGACAGAUGUUUAUGCAUUUGGUGUCGUCUUGAUACAACUGAUCUCUGGACGCAGGUCGAUAGAUUUGGAUAGAGAUGGCCUACAAGUGCCUCUCAGACAGUGGGCAUUACCUCGUAUUGAGGCUCUUUCAUUUAAGGAACUUUCCGAUCCCCGUCUUGAGGAGCCAUGUAGCACAUGUGAACUCUACUACAUGGCUAGAACUGCAUAUGCAUGUAUUCAAACUGAACCUGAGAUGCGACCGUCAAUGGCAGAGGCGUUAUCCCUCCUCGAGGGGGAAAACGAUCAUCUCCACCAUUUGACCGAGCAAUUCAUACCUCAUUACAGCAAGUAGCUGGAAACAAGGUGUAUUAAUGACACCAGUAAUCCCCAUACUCUUCCCUUGUGUAUAUGGUUUGUGUGUAUCCUAGAAUAGUCUUGAACCCGUAGCGUUGUAGCUUUUUACGCGAUACGUCUCGUUUCUCUUGUGCUGUGUAAGACUUGUACUCUUCGUCGAGAGUGAUGUUUUGAUCCUUAA